CUCAAAAUUGACACUUGUAUUUUGCACAAAUGCUUUACACCAACCUUUUACAUUUAUUUAUAUCCUUUAUUUCCUGUUCAGCUUGUUUCUCAUCUCCUCACCCUAUUUUACCGCACCAUAUACACCUAAUGGAGAUGAAAACAUACGCUACCUACGAUCAAUGCAAUUUUUCUCUGAUUGCCCCCAAGAAAGUGAUAAACCCCUACAAGAAGGAAAUUGAAAACUUGGUGCAACAGAAACCUUUCGGAACAUUUUGCCUGAAAUGUGCAACGUGCUUGGCAGUUGCAGACCAGAUAGCUCUUACUAUAAGAAGAAUAUUGGAAAAUUCGAAAACUGAAAACAUGGGACAAGAUUUUGCGAAUGAAAAGCUUUCAGAAGAAAUAAAUGACCUGUGCACUAGUGGAUUUAAAAAUUUCCAUUUACGGAAGUACAAUCAAAGCAAUCUAGUUACCAAUAAAUUGAAAUGUACAGAACACGUCAUCACAAACAUGGAUGGAAAUUGGACAAAAAAGUUACGAGAAAAAUGCAAGUUAUACACGUCUUACAUGGACCUGAGCCAUAUUAGUAAUGAUUACGUGAAUAAAACAGAUGAGCUCACUAAAAACUUGUGCAGUGGUUCUGGAGUUUUCAGAGAUUGUCACAAUAUAGAAUUGGGAGAACUCAAAAAAAUUCUCAGUGAACUGGAAUGCGGCGAAGAUUGAACUUGUCAAAAAUGAGUAAAGAGUCUAGUGUCACAGAAUCAAAGUUAUAAUGUGCUACAACACAAAACCUUUUAUAUUCUUUUCUUACAAAACUUAUUUAUGUAAAACUACAUAAGAACUAUCAAAAGAUCACAUCCACAUAAU
Molecule: messenger RNA, 845 nt
Organism: Leptinotarsa decemlineata (Colorado potato beetle)
Lineage: Eukaryota; Metazoa; Arthropoda; Insecta; Coleoptera; Chrysomelidae
Source: RefSeq, a predicted model, not a curated record